Molecule: messenger RNA, 1101 nt
Organism: Spirometra erinaceieuropaei
Lineage: Eukaryota; Metazoa; Platyhelminthes; Cestoda; Diphyllobothriidea; Diphyllobothriidae
Source: the annotation of a GenBank genome assembly
AUGGACGCAAGAAGGAGGAUUCAACUCACUGCCGUCCUCUUGCUGAUUGCUCUCAUAAUGCUUUCCUAUCAGCUUCUGGAGAUCUACAUGAGACCCUUAAAUGUCCGCCGCAAAUUACACCUUUCCAACAUGAACGAACGACGAUUGGACCUACUGAGUUUUGUAGUUGAUAGUGGUUACACAGAAGUGAAGCGAAAAAGACUUCCGAAUCUGGAGAUGAUAAGUUGGCCGGAGCAAGACUUCUUACCUGUGCCGAUGGGUACUCAGGGUAGUCAUCAAGUGCCUCUGGAAGUCAAAUUCAGUCGUGGACAGAUGCACACCCUGUGGAAACUUUUCCGCACAUUUAUGAAUGUCAUGGAGGCGACCGGUUUAAAUGACAGAUGGAUGCUAUACGGUGGCACGCUGCUGGGAUCUUUUCGCCAUCAUGACAUUAUCCCCUGGGAUGACGAUCUUGAUCUUCUCGUUGACGUUGAGGCUAGACCGGCGCUGAGGGAGAAGUUGCGUUUGCUGAAACCUGACAUUCUUAUUCAAGAGGGCGGACAAAGGGACAAGAUUUACGCAAAAUUAAUUGAGCCGAGCAAUACAACUCAGGACGUUGACGGCAGUCGUCGGCUUAGCGUCUACAGCUGGGGUUGGCCCUACCUGGACGUUAGUUACUACUCCUCCAACCUGACGCACAUCGAAGAACUUGCAUGGUCCUACGGCCGGUCUUAUAGCUACGCCAAAUCGGACAUCUUUCCAAUGCUCUUCAGACCAUUCAACAAGCACUGGGUUCCCACGCCAAGAAACACCUUUGCUGUUCUGCUGCAGACCUACCCUGGAAACGACCUUUGCUCGGCUUCUGGCUACUCGCACAUCUUUGAGAAUGGAACUGAAAGUCGGACAGUGUCGUGCAAAGAACUAGCGGACAGGUAUGCCUUCGUUGAACAUAGCUCUCUUUACAACCCUGUCCAGGACGAGGAUGUCGGAUCGGAAGAAUUAACUUGGAUCCGCGAGCGGCUAGUACGCGGUGGCAAGGUCAUUCACGAUAUCCACUUGGUUGCACCAAGGGUAGACGCCACUGUGGACACCUAUAGUCUGCGUGCAAAGUCCCGGACGUGA